GUGUUUCAUCUUUGCUCUACAUUAACUCUGUAGACCCGAAUUUGUCUGAAAAUUAAUUUGUUACCAAUUCGGCUCUACAGAGGUUUUUGUGGCUCAUAUUUUGCGUCAUUUUCAAUUGCUGCGAUUUAGUUCAUCGAGUUCCUCCGCUCACCAUGAAAAUAAACUUGCUAUUUCAUCAUAAUACAUAUUACAGCUGUUCCUAUGAAAGCAUGAAAAACUCAUUCUGAUCAUUCUUCAUGUAACCCACUCUUUAUAAUCCUCUUUGACCUUUUCUCUUUCUUUUUUAUCUGUCUCUUUCUAGAUUAAUCUAUGGAGGGUGGAUUCGUUCACAUGAAUUUUUAAAAAUCUGAAUGAUUAAACUUCAGCUUUUCGAACCAUGAGAAAGUUAAUCUUGGUUCUGGUCGAGUAAAAUUGGCUCCUUUCCUGUGACUUUGUACCAUAAAGUAUGGUUCAAUAUCCUUCACAAUAAUGGGUUGAAAUACCUUCCAUGUGAAUUAAAACCACAUGGUGAAUAUUAAACCAUGUAUUUUGGUUAUAAAUAAUACAAGUUAAUCAUCUAGACUACAAGUUAACUUAGGUUUAAUCAUUAAAAAUGGACACAUCUGGAAGUUAUUCUGAUCAAUAUGUGACCCAACAGUCACAGUCUAACUGACUACUCUGGCUCCACUCAUGUCUGAUUAACAGUUCAUCAUCCAAGCCUAAGCUGAUGUUUUUCAAGUCCAACCAAAAAUCAUCUGCUGUUCAAUUUGAAAGUUUGUCAAUCAACUCAUUUCUUCAAGUUUUCAGUGAUUCUGUUUUUCGAUGGCAUUAAUUGUAUACCGUGGUCACAAAGGCCUAUGUAGAGUUGAUUCAGACAGGUUUAGAGACAAGAGGCUGCCUCAACAUCGUAUUAUCAAGGAUGGUCACAUCAAUGAGUUAACCGAGCUGACAUUUGUCGAUUUCAUUCCUUCUUUUUGUAAAAAGGUCAAAGAGCGAGUUGUCUACCACAGUUUCAGCUCAUUAGUUUGUCUAGCAAACGAAUGGCUUCAUCGUCACAAUGGCUGGGAAAUUAUUAGCUGUGAAACUGUUCCUCAAUACAAUCACAGUGUUGUUUCAGAUAUUGAAUACUCAGCUGAUGUUUAUACGCUACGUCUGUGGAUUAAACGGUCUCAUGUUAACUAUGGUGGUGAUGAUAUAAUCUUUUGGUACAAAGAUUUUGUUCCUUCUCGCCGAGCUGAUGGUUCCUUUGAGCAACUUGAAGAUCUCAUCAAAGAUAUUAAUGAAGAGAUUCUUGGAGGAAGAAUAAAUGGCAAAAUUUUGCAAAUUGAAACCAUCAAGAUUGGUGCCACAGAUGAUUGGGAAUAUCGUAAUGAUGCUACUUAUAUUUCAGAUGGCAAAACUACAAGAGAUAUUCAUCGUUUUACCAAUGUAAUUAUCGGAAUAAGAGUUUUCUUCCAAAUUGGAUCCUGGUUGGAAGAUGAAAUUGUUCUGGUUGACUUUGUUCCUGAAUUUGAUUGUAAUGUAAUGGAUACUGGAAAUUCAUUACAAUCUGGUAAUAAAGAGAAAUUUUCUGAUUUGAUCGAUAAAUCCUCAAAAUGGUUAGCUCUCAAUCCAGAUCUUAACUUUUGUAACGCCCAAGCUGUAGACAUACGCGUAAGAGAUUCUGACAACUCUGUUGAAACUCGGCGAACUUGGUGGAUGAAACAAGAAACCGAUAAAAUGGUACGAUUUCUGAGAAUCUAUUGCACAAAGCCAAAUGAAAUGGGACGUUUAAUGGCUGCUUCAAGUAGCGAUUUAUCAAUGUUUACCCAAAACUCUGAUUUGAUUAUAUCUGCUGUUGCUUUUGAUCAAAGGACAUUCCAUGAAGACGUUACUGAUUGGUAUAAAACAUUUCAGGCAACACAAAAAGAAGGCGAUCGACUGAUUAAAAGACGAGUAGCAACAAUUGAAACUUGUGUGGUUCCUCCUUUUGUACAUAAUGAAAAUGGAUCGUCUUUUCAAAGCUCUGUUGAUCAAACAUUACUUGGUAGCCCAAUGGAAGGUAGAUUGAAGUAUCUAUUUGUCGCUAUCAGAAUUUAUUACCAAGAAACUCCUGAACGUCCCGAGUCUGCUGAUGAUCUACUUGAAUAUUGUUCAACACACAGUCCACCCAGUGAACCAACUUGAAUGAGCCAAGUUAUUGAUGAUCGUAUGAUUUUGUGAUUGAUUUACUCAAAUUGAUUUGCUUACCUGGAUGCCUGGUCAAUCACAUGAGCUUAGAAUUUCAUUCCAAAUGCUCUAAAAUACGCUAAUAUCUCAAUUUCCUAGAUGAAACAGCAACAGUUACUUCAAAUGAUUAGCAAUCACAGGCUUAUUCAUACUUCUGUUCACAAUAUCGCGUUUCUUCACGACCAAGUUGUUCAAAAGGCUUUACCUUUUAUGGAUCGACCAGAUUUAAUCAAUAAUCAUGCUUUACAUUUGCGUCUCUUAAUAAUUUCACUAAAUGUGAGGAUUGACAAUAAUCUUUCGCCUGUCACUUGUUGACUGUCAAUAAUAAUUUGUGUUCAACUAA
Tetranychus urticae (two-spotted spider mite) is the source of this 2530-nucleotide messenger RNA. RefSeq lists its product as uncharacterized. The record is from RefSeq and is a predicted model, not a curated record. NCBI's taxonomy places the organism in Eukaryota, Metazoa, Arthropoda, Arachnida, Trombidiformes, Tetranychidae.